CAUACAUGAUUGAUAUAGGUUUAAGAAGUAUAUAUUCAAGUAGAUCGAUUUGCUCAGAUUUUAUGGUCCAAUUUUGAUAUUUCUGCUGCAUUAUUGAAUGCAAUGACAACGCUGGAAUAACGUGUGGACUUAAAAGAAGCUGGGGAGCAAAAAUCGGAAAAUCGACAAGACGCGACCAAAGCACCGUGUUCAGGAGUUGCCGACAAGACGCGUCCAAAGCACCGUGUUCAGGAGUACGACAAGACGCGUCCAAAGCACCGUGUUCAGGAGUUGCUUAUUAAGGACUACAAAACAUAGCAAAUAUGCUGACUACCAUUUUCUUUUUUGCUGUUCUGACGGUGGGUUGGACUCGCAUGCGCGAACCCAGUGUUCACUACGCUGUGUGCAACCUACGACCGUCGUCUGUCCUACCCAAUAACAUCACUGGCACCAUUUACUUCAGGCAGACACACGGAGCCCGCAAGCGCAAGGAUAGAUAUAUGCAGGUCCAAGUUGACGUCGACAAUGUAUCACUCCUCGACAACACAAACAAGCACGGUUUUCACGUGCACGAGUUCGGAGACACGAGUGCUGGAUGUCCUUCCAUGGGACCUCACUACAAUCCUCGAGGCACUUUGCAUGGAGAUAUUAUGAAUCAGCCAACCGAUCGCCACGUCGGAGAUUGGGGAAAUCUCCAGCAGGAUCCAGUAUCAGGAAAAAUCAAAGUCUAUUUCGUUGACUAUCUGACAAAGCUUCAUGGACCAGAGUCCAUACUAGGACGUGGAGUUGUGCUGCAUGCUGGUCAGGACGACCUUGGAGUGAACAAGACAGAUCCUGGCAGUACAAGCACCGGUAAUUCCGGGGCAAGGCUGGCGUGCUGCGUCAUCGCUCGUUCGGCUCCCAUCCCAGACGACAAGUUUAUGCCUUAAAUAAAUAAAGAAUACUAGGUCGGUGCCGAAUAAAGCAAAGUUUAUUUUGCGAGGCUUAGAAAAUCUGAACCACGAGCCUUGGCGAGUGGUUCAGAUUUUCGUGCCGAGCAAAAUAAACUUUGCUUUAUUCGGCACCGACCUAGUAUUCGAUUUAUCCCAUCAAUUUUCUUAGUCGUAAAUUAUUUCUUUAAAAUAGAAAAGAAAAAUCGAACUACACCGAAAAUCCCAAAGUUAUUUUAAGCAAACAUUGUUUCAUUAUUUUAAUCGUGUCGAGACUAAUGCAUUUCAAAAAGAUCAGUAACUAACCUGUUUUUCUGUUUAUCAUACCUCUACGUCCCCGAUUUUUAAGAAAUAAUGAAAAAAAAAAUGUUAUCAAUGUAUGUUUCAUGAUUGAUAGUCACCAAUCUCCAUUGGAAAAAUAGUUUUGCGCUUUUCAUAUAUAAUUAACCCAUUUAUGCGUAGUGGACGAACCAAUCCUUUUAAUUUGGAUCAAUUUAUUUCCAAAAUAAGGGAAGUCUAGUAUAGUUAUUUCUAUAUUUAGAAUUGUUUUACAGAAAUUAAUUUAAGCAAACAGCGCAGACCAUCAUGCGGCGUCUCAUCUGGGUUUACGCUGUUUGCCAAGGCCUUUUUUCUAUACGCUAGGCAUAAAUGGGUUAAGCAAAAAGGUGUAUUAUGACAUGGCGUUGAACAACGAAUGAAAACUUAAAGGCUGCGUGGUGUAGUUGCUGUACUUCUAGAAGUCUAGGAUGCAAAACCCAAGACAGACUUAUUGUUUCAUUAUUUUGUUUUUGUCUUGGUUUUAACAAUUAUUGAAAAUAUUCUAAAUUGUGCAUUUCCGGUUGCAGGUUCAUCUUAUGACAUUUUGCAAAAAUACGAAAAUAUGUGUACAAGUCGCCCGAAACCUCCGUGUGCAUUUUUCAUAAUGAUAAUGUGCAUGAAGCAGGCCUCUAUGUUUUGCACAAAUUUGCCGGAAGAGCUUAUGUCAUGGCGUGGUUUCCGUCGUCCGUCCAUGCGUGCGUGCGUUAGACUUUUUCUUGUUUACGCGUCCACAGUUUUCAUCCGAUUUUUUUCAAACUAGUUCAGUGUCUUUAUAUUAAUGUGGACUCGAACCCUAUUGAAAAUGGGUUACAUCAGAGUAAACAGUCCAGAAUUAUCUCCCCUUGAAUUUGAGAAACAUUGUGAAAUAAGGCUUGUUUACGCAAUAAAGUCCACAGUUUUCAUCCAAUUAUUUCCCAACUUGCACAGUGUCUUUAUCUGAAUGAUGAGUCAAACCCUAUUGAAAAUUAGCAAUAUCGUAGUUAUAAGUCCAGAAUUAUCUCCCCUUGAAUUUGAGUAAAAAAUGAAAAUUCAGUUUUUUAUGUGAUAAAGCCCAUAAUUUUCAUCCAAUUCUUGUCAAACUUGCACAGUGUCUUUGUAUCAAUGAGGACUCAAACCAUUUUUAGCGAGGCUGUUUUCGGAAAAAAUCCGAGGUAUUGGCAUAGCCUGCUCGCCGUCCGCCGUCCGGCGUCGUGCUUAAACCUUUACAUUGGCUCUAAAAUCAAAGUGCUUCCACCUACAACGUUGAAACCUUAUAUGUAGAUGCAUCUUGAUGAAUUCUACACGCCACACCCAUUUUGGGUCACUAGGUCAAAGGUCAAGGUCACUGUGACCUCUAAAAAAAAUGUGACAAGCUUUCGCAGCCGAGCGUGGCACCCGUUAUGCGGUGCUCUUGUUUAAAAAGAGCAAUAUCAAAGCAAUAAGUCCAGAAUGACUUACCCUUGAAUAUGAGACGAUUUUGAAAUCCCGCUUGUUUACGCAAUUUAUUCCACAGUUUUCAUCCAAUUAUUUCCAAAUUUGCACUGUAUCUUUAUAUCAAUGAGGACUUGACCCCUAUUGAAUAUGAGCAGUAUCGGAUAAAUAAGUACACAAUAACCUCCCCUUGAAUUUGAGGAAAUUCUCCUUGUUUGCGCGAUUAAGUACACAGUUUCCAUCUUAUUCUUUCCAAACUUGCACAUUGCAUGUUUAUAGCAGUAGAGCGAUUCAGGCCCUCAUGGGCCUCUUGUUUUUAAUAUUGAGAUCAAUUUAGCAAAAAAUCUUCUAUUUUUAUUUUAUAUUAUCAUCGGGGUGUUUUUGUUGCUAAAGUAGUUUAAUUUCCCUAGAUUCUAAUAAUUUAUCAUAUCCGAAAUGUAGAUGGCGUUUAAUUGUAAAAUAUCCAUAAUAAUUGACAAUAAAUGGUUAGGUUGAAAUACA
Messenger RNA from Dreissena polymorpha, 3137 nucleotides. RefSeq lists its product as uncharacterized. Gene Ontology annotation, biological process: removal of superoxide radicals. Gene Ontology annotation, molecular function: copper ion binding; superoxide dismutase activity. The transcript is spliced from 7 exons. The coding region runs from base 303 to 908 and encodes 201 amino acids. Lineage: Eukaryota; Metazoa; Mollusca; Bivalvia; Myida; Dreissenidae. The record is from RefSeq and is a predicted model, not a curated record.